Molecule: messenger RNA, 2433 nt
Organism: Suncus etruscus (white-toothed pygmy shrew)
Lineage: Eukaryota; Metazoa; Chordata; Mammalia; Eulipotyphla; Soricidae
Product: protocadherin alpha-6-like
Biological process (GO): homophilic cell-cell adhesion
Cellular component (GO): plasma membrane
Molecular function (GO): calcium ion binding
Source: RefSeq, a predicted model, not a curated record
AUGAGGAACGACUGGGAUCCCGGUUACUGCUGCUCUCGCUUCUGCUCAUCGCAGUCUGGGAGGCAGAGCAGCCAGGUCCGCUACUCGGUCCCCGAGGAGGCCAAACACGGUACGUUCGUGGGCCGCAUCGCCCAGGACCUGGGGCUAGAGUUGGUGGAGCUGGUGCCGCGCCUGUUCCGGGUUGCGUCCAAGGACCACGGGGACCUGCUGGAGGUGAAUCUGCAGAAUGGCAUUUUGUUUGUGAAUUCUCGGAUUGACCGCGAGGCGCUAUGCGGGCGGAGGGCGGAGUGUACUCUCCACCUGGAGGUGAUUGUGGAGCGGCCACUGCAGGUUUUCCAUGUGGAGGUGGAGGUGAAGGACAUUAAUGAUAAUCCGCCUGUAUUCCCAGUGAAGGAACAAAGAGUACAGAUUUAUGAAUCUAGGCUGCUAGAUUCAUUAUUUCCACUAGAGGGCGCAACGGAUGCUGAUGUAGGCUCUAAUUCCAUAGUAACGUAUAAACUCACCUCCAGUGAAUAUUUCGCCCUAAAUGAAAAAACAAACAACGACGGAAAUGACCCAAUUGGGCUCGUGUUAAGGAAAUCCUUGGACAGAGAAAAAACUUCGGAGCAUAAUUUACUCCUCAUUGCCACGGAUGGAGGCCAGCCCGAGCUGACGGGAACUGUCCAGCUGCUGAUCACUGUGCUGGAUGUGAACGACAACGCGCCUAGUUUUGAACAGUCUGAAUACGAAGUAAGGAUUUUCGAAAACUCAGAAAACGGAACAAUCAUUCUCAGACUGAAUGCGUCUGAUCCUGAUGAAGGAACUAAUGGAGAGAUUUCAUAUUCUUUUAAUAGACUGGUUCCACCUAUGAUUCGUGAUAAGUUUAAAAUAGACCCUAAUACUGGAGAAAUAGCAAUUAAUCGCAAAUUAGAUUUUGAAAAAGUAAAUUUAUACAAAAUGACCAUUGAUGCGACUGACAAAGGCCACCCUCCGAUGGUAGGACAUUGCACUGUUACAGUGAGAGUUUUGGAUAAAAAUGAUAAUGCUCCGAAUAUUAUAUUGACUUCCUUAUCCUUACCAGUCCGAGAGGACUCUCCAAUGGGCACUGCCAUAGCGCUUAUUAGUGUGUCUGAUCUAGACUCAGGGGAGAACGGACUAGUGACCUGCUCUCUGAGACCCAAUGUUCCUUUCAAGCUGGUGUCCACCUACAAGAACCACUAUUCCCUGGUGCUGGACAGCGCCCUGGACCGCGAGAACGUGCCGAGCUACCAGGUGGUGGUGACGGCGAGGGACGGAGGCUCGCCCCCGCUGUGGGCCACGGCCAGCGUGUCGGUGGAGGUGUCGGACGUGAACGACCACGCGCCCGCGUUCGCGCAGCCCGAGUACACGGUGUUCGUGAAGGAGAACAACGCGCCGGGCUGCCACAUCUUCACGGUGUCGGCGCGCGACGCGGACGCGCAGGAGAACGCGCGCGUGUCGUACGCGCUGGUGGAGCGGCGCGUGGGCGAGCGCGCGCUGUCGAGCUACGUGUCGGUGCACGCGGAGAGCGGCCAGGUGUUCGCGCUGCAGCCCCUGGACCACGAGGAGCUGGAGCUGCUGCGCUUCCAGGUGAGCGCGCGCGACGCGGGCGUGCCUCCGCUGGGCAGCAACGUGACGCUGCAGGUGUUCGUGCUGGACGAGAACGACAACGCGCCCGCGCUGCUGCCGGCGGGCGCGCUGGGGGGCGCGCGCGGCGAGCUGGUGUCGCGCUCGGUGGGCGCGGGCCACGUGGUGGCGAAGGUGCGCGCCGUGGACGCGGACUCGGGCUACAACGCGUGGCUGUCGUACGAGCUGGCGCCGGGGGCGGGCGGCGCGCGCAGCCCGUUCCGCGUGGGGCUGUACACGGGCGAGAUCAGCACGACGCGCGGCCUGGACGAGGCGGACGCGGCCCGCCAGCGCCUGCUGGUGCUGGUGAAGGACCACGGCGAGCCGGCGCUCACGGCCACGGCCACGGUGCUGCUGUCGCUGGUGGAGAGCGGCCAGGCGCCCCAGGCGGCGCCGUCGCGCGUGGCGGUGGCGGGCGCGGCGGCGGCGGCGUUGGUGGACGUGAACGUGUACCUGAUCGUGGCCAUCUGCGCCGUGUCCAGCCUGCUGGUGCUCACGCUGCUGCUGUACAGUGCGCUGCGCUGCUGGGCGCCGGGCCGCGGGGCGGCGAGCGCGGAGGCCAAGCCCCCCGUGGUGUGCGCCAGCGCGGUGGGGAGCUGGUCGUCUUCGCAGCAGAGGCGGCAGAGGGUGUGCUCAGGGGAGGGUCCCCCCAAGGCGGACCUCAUGGCCUUCAGUCCCAGCUUGCCACCUUGUCCAAUUGCGACGAAAUUGGAGGAGCGUCAGGAUUUAACAGAUGACCAUUGUGCUAAAGUAAGUAUGUUUUAUAACACAAUAUUUGUCAGUACUUUUUCUUUUAUUGUUAUAGUGUAG